This is a messenger RNA of Fomitiporia mediterranea MF3/22, 1031 nucleotides long. Its product is annotated as acetyl-CoA synthetase-like protein. The transcript has 3 exons. Bases 1 to 945 code for a protein of 314 amino acids. The record is from RefSeq and is a predicted model, not a curated record. Gene Ontology annotation, biological process: secondary metabolic process. Lineage: Eukaryota; Fungi; Basidiomycota; Agaricomycetes; Hymenochaetales; Hymenochaetaceae. Gene Ontology annotation, molecular function: CoA-ligase activity.
AUGCCUUCCUUUUCUUUCGAAGCUUUUCUCCGCUACGUCCCAAGGUACAAAAUCACUGCGUUUGCUGCUGUACCACCUGUAGUCGUGCUUCUCGCGAAACAUCCCGAUGUGCGUAAGACGGACUUUAGCUCGGUUCGCUCAAUCCUAUCUGGGGCUGCUCCCCUUGGAAAGGAGACGCAAAUGCAGGCCGAAGCUGCAAUGAAUACGUACAAGAAGGGACACGUACAUAUAUCUCAGGGAUGGGGUAUGAGCGAAGGCGUGUGUUUUAAUACCAACUUCAUGCUCCAUGAGCGUGAUCCGGACGUUUCGGGGGUUGGAUACCUCACUUCUGGAUUGUGCGCGCGCAUCGUGCCUGCAGAUGGGUCGGACUAUUCUAAGUCACUUGGGUUUAAUCAGGAAGGGGAGGUAUUGUUGAGGGGCCCGCAAAUCUUCUCCGGCUAUUGGCAGAAGGAGAAGGAGACUCGUGAGGCGUUUACAGAAGACGGUUGGUUCAAGACAGGCGACAUUGGUGUUUUCAAAAGGGAUGGAAUAAUGCACAUUGUGGACAGGAAGAAAGAACUGAUAAAAGUAAAGGCAUUCCAAGUCGCACCCGCAGAGCUUGAGGAUUUGCUCCUCAAAAGUCCAGACGUAGAGGACGCCGCAGUCAUCGGUAUACCAGGAGAAGGGACUGAGUAUCCUCGUGCAUACAUUGUUCCCUCACUUCUGCGCCGGUCCACCAGUCCGGAAGCACUCCAAGCCCUUGCAAACGACAUUUUGAGAUUCUCAGCGACACAUUCUGCCAGCUACAAGCAUCUAACGGGCGGUAUCGUCUUCGUCGACAGUAUACCGAAGAAUCCGAGUGGGAAAAUCCUGCGGCUCCAGCUACGGAACAGGGUCAGAGCGAAAGAUUGUAACGAUAAAGUUUGGUUAUCGGACGAGAGAGGGACAACAAGAGCGAGACUGUAGGGAUCCUAGAGUGCAUAAAUAGAGUGUUUAUAGUUAUCAGAUUCUAGAAUGUGCGUUCGUAAAUCAAUCGUCAAAGUGUAUAUACG